Molecule: messenger RNA, 6281 nt
Organism: Quercus lobata
Lineage: Eukaryota; Viridiplantae; Streptophyta; Magnoliopsida; Fagales; Fagaceae
Product: putative disease resistance RPP13-like protein 1
Exons: 11
Coding region: 166-4320 (1384 amino acids)
Molecular function (GO): protein binding; ADP binding
Source: RefSeq, a predicted model, not a curated record
UCUUCCUAAUCUCAUCAAAUAUCUUCUCUUUCCCUUUUCUUCAACUUUCACAGCGCAAAGUAAACCUCUUUCAGUCUUCUCUCCGAACUCAAUUUUCCGAUCAGGAGUGUCACUUUGGUUAUUUCAUUUCAUUUUCAGUAUUUCCUUGUUUCCCACGAGCGAACCAUGUCUGUAAUUGGAGAGGCUGCUUUAUCCGCUUUCUUUGGGAAGCUGUUUGACAACUUAACUUCCUAUGAUCUGCUGAAGUUCUUUCAGGAAGAGAAAGUCGAUGCUGACCUCAAGAGGUGGAGGACAACUUUGAUGAAGAUCCAUGCAGUUCUGGAUGACGCAGAAGAGAAGCAGAUGACAAACAGGUUCGUGAAGAUCUGGUUGGAUGAGCUGGAACACUUGGCCUAUGAUGUGGACGACAUCUUGGACGAGUUUGCUACUGAAGCUUUGGGACGCAAGUUGAACCCUGAACCCAGCACAAGUAAGGUACGGAAGAUCGUUGAUGCUUGUAUUGGUUCGAAUCGAAGUUUUGCUACCUCAAUGCGGUCCAAGAUUGAAGAGAUUGAUACAAGACUGCAAAAUAUAGUGACUGAUAAGAAAGAUCUGGAGUUGAGAGAAAGUACUGGGGGAACUACUAGAACAACCAGAUCAAGGGUGCCCACAACUUCUUUGGUGAAUGAAGGUCGUGUUUACGGCAGGGAAGAAGAUAAAAAGGCUAUUGUCAAGUUGUUGCUGAGUGGUGAACUGAGUGAUGCUCAACUCUCUGUGAUUCCCAUUGUUGGUAUGGGAGGACUUGGGAAGACAACUCUUGCCAAACUAGUCUACAAUGACGAUGAGGUGAGCCGUUAUUUUGAUUUGAAAGUAUGGGUUUGUGUUUCUGAAGAAUUUGACAUUAUAAGGGUGACUAAAGCAAUUCUACAAUCUGUGACUUUUGGGCAAUUUGAUGCUAAUGAUUUAAAUUUAAUGCAAGUCAAACUAAAGGAAACAUUGUUUGGUAAGAAGUUUUUGCUCAUUUUGGAUGACGUUUGGAAUGAAGACUACGACGGUUGGACUGAACUACGUAGUCCAUUCGAAUUUGGGGCUCUAGGAAGUAAGAUUAUUGUCACAACUCGGAAUUAUGGUGUUUCAUCAACAAUGGGAACUACUCCAACCUAUGAGUUGAAAGAGUUGUCAAGUGAUGCUUGUUGGAAUCUAUUUAGCCAACAUGCAUUGGGGACAACAGAUUAUACUGCACAUCCAAAACUCGAAGAAAUUGGUAGAAAAAUCUUAGACAAGUGUAAGGGCUCACCUUUGGCGGCAAAAGUACUUGGAGGCCUUUUACGCACUAAACAUGAUCAUGACGAGUGGAAAGAUGUAUUAGAUAGCAAGAUUUGGGAUAUUCCAGAGGAAAAAAGCAGCAUUUUUCCAAUUCUUAAAUUGAGCUACCAAUAUCUCCCUUCGCAUUUAAAGAGGUGCUUUGCUUAUUGUUCACUAUUCCCAAAAAAUUAUGAAUUUGAGAAGAAAGAGUUAGUUUUGCUAUGGAUGGCAGAAGGUUUUUUCCAAGAAACAAAAAGAAACAAGUUAAUGGAAGAUCUUGGUGAUGAGUGUUUUUGUGAUCUCCUUAGGAGAUCAUUUUUUCAACCAUCAAGCAGCAAUGGAUCACUCUUCGUCAUGCAUGAUCUUAUCAAUGAUUUAGCUCAAUGGGCAGCAAGAGGCUUGUGCUGUAGAUUGGAAGACGUAUUGGAUGGAAAUAAGCAAUUUGAGAUUUCUACAAAGGUACGUCAUUUCUCUUACCUUCGAAGUUUUUAUGAAGGCAUGAAAAGGUUUGAAGACUUCCCCAAAAAUAUGCAUUUACGGACCUUCCUACCGCUACCAAUAAAUGAGUUGGGCUACUUAACAAACUACAUUUCUAAUUGUUGGCUACCACAAUUAAGAUACAUGAGGGUAUUAUCUUUAUGCGGAUAUCAAUUUGUUGAGGUACCAAGUUCAAUAGGUGAUUUGAAAUAUCUAAGAUACCUAAACCUUUCUGAUACUAAUAUUACAAGUUUACCAGAAUCAAUAAGUUCUUUGUACAACUUGCAAACAUUGCUAUUGAAAGGCUGCAACCGUCUAAUAAAGUUACCAGAGAAAAUUGGGAAUCUAGUCAAUCUUAGGCAUCUCGAUAUUACAAAUGUGAAUUCAAUUGUAGAAAUGCCAGUGGGAAUAAAAGAAUUAAAAAACCUACAAACAUUGUCUAAUUUUGUUGUUGGGAAAGAUACUGGAUCUAAGAUAGGAGACUUGAUGAACUUGGAGUCUCUUAAGGGAACACUUUGCAUUUCACACUUAGAGAACAUGCUUGACGUUGAGGAUGCAAGAAGGGCAAAUUUAAUUGGUAAGAAGAAUUUAGAUGUAUUAGUGAUGAAAUGGGAGUCUGAGCUUGAUGAUUUGCAAGAUGCAAGAGCUAGUGUAGAUAUUCUUGAGAUGCUACGACCUUCGACAACAGUGAAAGAAAUUUCAAUUGAUGGCUAUGUUGGUGCAAAAUUCCCAACUUGGUUUGGACAUCCAUCAUUUUCUAAUGUGGUGUGCCUACGGAUUGAGAGGUGCAAAAAAUGUACAUCUUUACCUGCAAUUGGACAAUUACCAUCCUUGAGAGACCUUGCCCUUGUAGGAUUGUCUGCAGUGGAAAUCAUUGGUCGUGAGUUUUAUGGGGAAGAUUGCCCAAAGCCUUUCCGAUCCUUAGAGGCACUUUGCUUUGAGGAUAUGCAAGAAUGGAAAGAUUGGAUUCCAUGCAAAGUUGAAUAUGAAGAAUUCUCUCAGUUGCGUGAGCUUUCUAUUUCUGAAUGCCCUAAAUUGCAAGGAAAAUUGCCUCACCAUGUUCCAUUAUUGGAAAAAAUUUCUAUUAAUGGAUGUGAGCAAUUGGACGUUUCAAUUCCAAACUUCCCAAAGCUUCAUGCAUUAGAAAUUAAGGGAUGUAAAGGGGUGGUGAGCAGAAGUACAGAUGAGUUAUGCUUUCCAAAGUCAACUAUUCUUUCUAUUCCAUAUGUGAAAAGCUUGACGGAGGAGUUCAUGCAUGGGUUAGCUAAGGUGGAAAAUCUAAAGAUAGAUAAUUGUAAGGAGCUAACAUCUUUGUGGCAGGAUGAAUUCAAAUCCCUUAUAACGCUGGAUGUAAGAGAUUGCUCAAGCCUUGUCAACAUCAGCUUGACAUCUACUUUAAGGACACUAAAUAUUGAGGGUUGUAGUGGUUUGAAAUCCUUGUCAAUCUCUAGUUGUACAUGUUUGGAAAAGGCAAGCAUUUGGAGUUGUAAUUCUUUGACGUUGAUUUCAAGAGGUCAGUUGCCUCAAAAUUUGAAAACGCUAGAUAUAAGAGAUUGUGAGAAUUUGCAGUUUUUGGUAGAUGAGGGAGAGGCUUCUUCUAAUUCUUCUUCUCUUCUUGAGGACUUGUCUAUUAAGCACUGUCCAUCUCUAAAAUGCUUAUCAUCAAGUGGCGACCUACCUACCACGCUUAAACGCCUUCAGAUUUCGUCAUGCGUAGAGUUCACAUCCUUAUCAUCAAAAAACGAGUUACCUACAGCUCUUAAAUACCUUUCUGUACGGAGCUGUCCAAAGAUGGAGUCAAUAGCGAACAACUUACCCAACAAUGCGUCUCUUGAAUUUGUUCAUAUCGGAAGUUGUGCAAAGUUGAAAUCCUUACCGGUGGGCCUGCACAAACUCUGCCACCUCAAUUAUAUUGGGAUAAGCCGCUGCCCUAGUUUUGUUUCCUUCCCAGAUGGAGGGUUACUCCCCACCAGCCUGAGAAAGCUUUCGAUCCAAUACUGUGAGAAACUGGAGGCCUGGCCCAAUUGCAUGCCGAACCUCAAUUCUCUUCAUAUCGUCAAUUGUCCAAGCGUCAUAUACUUUCCAGAAGAGGGUUACCCCACCAGUCUAACAUCACUCUCAUUUGGCGGGGAGAAUAUCUGUAAGCAAGUCACUGUGUGGGGAUUGCAGAGACUAAACUCUCUUACGUCACUCUGUAUUUAUGGUGGAAUUCCAGAUUGGCAGUCGUUUCCAGAUGAGCAAGAUGGGAAGCUGACGAUGACGCUUCCUUCCUCUCUUAUCUACCUAACGAUUUGGAGCAUUCCAAAUAUAGUGAUUCUAUCUUCAAAAUGCUUUCAAAAUCUCUCCGCUCUUGAACAAUUGGUCAUCAGAAAUUGCCCUAAACUCGCAUCCCUCCCAGAGAAGGGUCUACCUCCCUCGCUUCUGCAACUUCAUAUUUACCAGUGUCCAUUGCUGAAACAACACUACAAGAAAGGUGGGCGAGAGUGGUCCAAGAUAGCCAACGUCCCUUACAUUCACAUUGAUGGGAGUUUUGUCUUUGAGGUGGAGGAGCAGCAAUAAAAUAAUUGUAAAACAAAGAGCAAUAUUUACUUAUAAUAGUUACUCCUUCCAUCCAGUGUUGCAGCAGAGACUAGCUUCUGAACCACUAAACGUUAUAUUGGAAUUUCAAAACACGGAGAGGGGGAGGGGCAGCAAUAAUUGUGCAAAUUAGAGAGGAAAAAAGUUUUGAUAUUUACUCCUUCUAGGGACUAGCUUCUGACUUGAUAAACCUUCUAUUGGAAUUUCAAAACAUGGAGCUGUAUGAUAAAAUGCCUAAAAGAGGUAUUGGGUUGGCUAUCAGCUGUGAUUUGAUGAUUGCUGGCUACAUAUCUUGUUUUGCAACAUGAUGAUCAGUGGAUGUGCACAAAAUGUAAUUUCAAACAAAUAUUGUGCCUUGCAUCAAUUGAUCAAAGCAUUGUCACCUGUGCUGUAGAUGGCAGCCACUCUUUGGGGUAUAUGGAAUGCAGUUUUAUAGAGCCAUGCUUGAAGGAAAGGAUGUCGAUGCUUCUCAAGCUCUUAAUUACUGCAAGCAUGUGGUCACGAUCUGUCGAGAAGCAAUAGCUGGGAAUCAUUCCCUAAUGUAGCUUUAAACCUCCUGUCUACAAUUGGGAACUAUUUGUUGAAUUUAAGAUCAAAUAGGGAACCGAAUUUCUGAUCAAAGCAUGCUGACUUGUCCUCUUCUUGACCAGAAUUUAAGGCUUUGUCCCUGAGUCAGAGACUCUGACUUAGUAUCCAGGUUGAAGAGAAAAUGAAUUUCUUGAUGUGGUGAAUCUUGUUUGAUUUGCUGAAUACCACUAAUAGAUGAUACUGCAGAUUGAAACCACCCUACAAGCAAAGUUGCAGAAUCAAUCAAAACGACAAAACCUUCUGAGACCAAUGAAAUUUAUUGGUUCUCCAAUGGCUAAGAAGAAGAGCUGGUUCAACAUAUUGCAGAGGUUCUUUAUAAGAUAGACAAAAUCAAAACAAGAAACGGAGAAGGAAAUGGAUUUUUGGAAGGCUUAAGAUUAAAAGGUUAUCCUUGCUCACUGCACCAUCAUCAUUAAAUGAAAAAAAUCUAGGUGAGGCUGAGAAAGAGCUAAUCAAGCAUGCUCUUGCUGUGGCCCAUGCCACCACUGCUGCUGCUGAAGCAGCUGUUACAACUGCUCUAGUUGCUGCUGAGAUUGUCCAGUUCACCAGAACUCCUCAAUAUAACCAUCAAUGUGUAAAUGACAUGGAAGAGUUUUCAGUCAUUAGAGUUCAAGGUGAAGCCCCUCAGUCCAACUAUCAAUGCGUGAGAGAAAUCCAUGAAUUUGCUGCCACUUGAAUUCAGUCUGCCUUUGGGGGUCUACCUUGUGAGUUUAAAGGCAAGGAAACUUUGUGGGAGGCAGAGCAACAGGAUGCCAAACUUUAACAACCCUAAAGUUCUUGCAGUCCAUUGUAAUUAUUCAGUCACAAGGCUGCACAAGAAUAUUUGGAAUGGUGGAAGGCACUUGGAAUUAUGAUGGAAGUGAAAAAUCGCAGAAUUGGAAAGACAAGAUAACAAGGAUAGACACAAACAAUCAAAGAAGGUGGGAUGACAGUGUAUUGUCAAAGGAAGAGGCAGAUGGCAUUGUUUGAGUAGGAACGAGGCCAUACUUAAGAGAGAAUGGAUAAAGGAAUAGUAGUUUACCCAUUUGAAUUCAGCAGAUAAGAUAAAAAAAUAGCAAAUGGAAGAUGGAGGCACUGGUUGGACCAAUGAGAUACACAAAUUACCUUAAGCAGAGAACUUGAAGAUUUGGACUCCGCUUUGACUUCAAACCCAAGACAGAGAGAUGACUAUGAAAGAAGGCAACUUAAGCUAAUAAACGUUAAGUGACAGAGUAAGUUGGAAGGAUUGGAUUCUCCAAUAUUUGUUCCCAUAGGAUCAAUUCGUCAUGGGAGGCAAUGCUCAUUGGGAGAUCAUAAUUCUUUCCAACUUACAUGAAUGCAACUGAAUCUGCAAAGGCAAAAGCAAGAUCAAUGAG